AUGGUGGUGGGCACCGAAGCGGGGGCAUCCAUCAUCCCCCUGGAUAAAUUUAAGUCUUUGUUCCCUCUUGUUAAAUUAUCACCUAGUCCUACAAAAUUGUCAUCAGCUUCCGGCGACAUUAGAGUCAGUGGAGAAGUUAAUGUCUGCGUAUCUAAAAAUGGCAUUACCAAAAAUUUGUGUUUAAUUGUUUGCCAGGACGCCAAAUUGUUAAAUCCGUUAUUAGGUCGUCCUUGGCUUGACGCUUUGCUCCCUGGUUGGGGAGAUGUUUUCAAUCAACCUGUUUUAAUUUCUAGUAUUAGUGUCGCUGCGCCCUCAGUGGAGGAGUUACGGAACAUGUUUCCCAAAAUUUUUGAUGUUAAUAAUGAUGAGCCUAUAGUAGGGUUUGCAGCAAGAUUGCUAUUGCAAGAGAAGGCUGCGCCAGUGAAGCAUCGGGCAUACAAGGUCCCGUUUGCCCUCAUUGAUCCAGUAAAUGCUAUUGUUGACAAGAUGGUUGAUCAAGGCAAGGCAGUCCACGUCAGGCAUGCCGAGUGGGCUUCGCCCUCGUUUCCAGUUCCGAAGAAAAAUGGCGAGUACCGCCUAGUAGUGGAUUUCAAGAAGACGUUGAACCCUCAAUUGCGGGUAGACCACUACCCUAUUCCUUCUCCAGAGGAGAUCUUUUCGGACAUGUCUGAGGCUGCCUACUUUGUUAGUUUAGAUCUUAAGGAUGCGUACAUGCAGUUGCCCCUGUCCAAGGAGUCCCAGGAGUUAUGUAUCAUGAAUACCCCUAGAGGGUUUUACAAAUUGUUACGACUGCCGUUUGGUAUUGCUUCUGCUGCCGCAAUUUUUCAGUCUGUCAUGGAAGAAAUUGUUGGCAGCAUCAAGAAUGUAAAGGUUUAUUUGGAUAACCUGUUAAUUCAUGGUGACUCCUUGGAUGCGGUGGUUUAA
Frankliniella occidentalis (western flower thrips) is the source of this 924-nucleotide messenger RNA. RefSeq lists its product as uncharacterized. The record is from RefSeq and is a predicted model, not a curated record. The coding region runs from base 1 to 924 and encodes 307 amino acids. NCBI's taxonomy places the organism in Eukaryota, Metazoa, Arthropoda, Insecta, Thysanoptera, Thripidae. The transcript has a single exon.